UAACGCGGCUGCUUUGCAAUGCUACAUCUGUAGACUCUUUCAAAAGAAAUUUGGACUAGAUGAGUGAUCAGCAGCUCUAGGACUAAUAUAACUAAUCCCACCUACUGUCUUCCGAAAACCGAAACUGAAACUGAGUUCGAUUCCAAGUUUGUCCAUUGUCAUGGUGUGUAAGGCAGUUUAACACCGGCCUAUUUGGUCUUCAAGGUCAUGUUCGAUCCAGGAUCUUACCGUCCUAACCAUGACCCACCAGCCGGGAUGGAGCCAUAUGAUCUUCCUAGAGAAGGAGAUUUAGGAGCCCUCAGUAAUGCUCAACAGGGAGCAACAAAUAAGCUCAAAGCUCAAACUCGGUUAAAUAAUGAGCAUUAUUUACGAAAACAUCCAGAAAUAAAAUACAUGAUAACUGCAUUUCUGAGAGAUAUUUUAACAAAACAGCCUGAAGAUGCUAGAGAACAUUUUGUUGAUUUUUUUACUAGUCCAAAUCUUGAGUCGAAUAUAGAAAAUAUCAAGAAAGAAUUCACAGAUCAGUAUCAUGACGACCAAGUUAUACGCUCUAUGGCCCAAGAAAAACAGCAACCAGAAAUAUAAUUUAUGUUUUAUUUAACUUUGGAGAAAAAACUGAGUGCAUGUAGUCUGUAAAUCGUUAAACAAAUCGAUGAGUUUUGCUUCAUUUACUUCUCCACUCCAGAUUUUUGUUCACAAACAUUUAUCUAUCUUUUCAGUCGCUUGUAAAGAUAAUUUGAAUCAUUCGAUCCUUAUUUCCUGUACAGUUUAUUUGGUAACAGUGGUGGCACUUCCAAGUUUAUGGCGUUAUUUGAAAGUAUUGAAGGGCACAUAAGUUUUCUGGUGGUUGGUCACUGUUGCGUCUUAAAUGUUGUUGAACUACAAUAAAACCGUCAGAUUAU
Schistosoma bovis is the source of this 902-nucleotide messenger RNA. The record is from the annotation of a GenBank genome assembly. Lineage: Eukaryota; Metazoa; Platyhelminthes; Trematoda; Strigeidida; Schistosomatidae.